This is a messenger RNA of Lactuca virosa, 638 nucleotides long. Lineage: Eukaryota; Viridiplantae; Streptophyta; Magnoliopsida; Asterales; Asteraceae. The record is from the annotation of a GenBank genome assembly.
AAGAAUCCUAUACCAUGUUAUGAUCUAAAACAGAUCUCCCACUCCUGAAUUCAGUUUGCAAUCUGUAUAUAUAUACACACACAUACAUAUAUGUAUACAAGAACUCAAAUUAUACUCAAGAAACAAGAACCAUGGGAGCUCAGAUUUCCUCACAACAAAGAUCAGAUGAUGGAAAAGUAAUUUCGGUUCAUUCUUUAGAUAACUGGAAUACACAAUUUCAAAGCUCUAGAACAUCCAACAAACUGAUGGUGAUUGAUUUCUCAGCAGCCUGGUGUGGCCCUUGCAAGUUUAUCGAACCUGCUGUUCAUGAUUUAGCAGUUGAGUUUUCAGACGUGGAGUUUAUCAAGAUCGAUGUCGAUGAGUUACCUGAUGUCGCUAAGGAUUUUGAAGUACAGGCGAUGCCUACGUUUGUAUUGGUGAAGAAAGGGAAAGAACGUGAAAGGAUUGUUGGGGUUAAGAAAGAUGAACUUCAGAGGAUGAUUGAGAAACACAGGUUUUGAAAUCGAUACAUGUGUUAAUGAUAUACAACAAAUCACGAUUGCGCUAUUUUAAUGUUUGAAUAAAGUUUUUAAGUGCUUUCAUUCUAUACAACAUAUAUUGUGUGACUAUUAAUAAAAGUAUUUGAGUGUUGAUUAAAA